Molecule: messenger RNA, 1011 nt
Organism: Aspergillus aculeatinus CBS 121060
Lineage: Eukaryota; Fungi; Ascomycota; Eurotiomycetes; Eurotiales; Aspergillaceae
Product: isopenicillin N synthase family dioxygenase
Exons: 3
Coding region: 1-1011 (336 amino acids)
Molecular function (GO): dioxygenase activity
Source: RefSeq, a predicted model, not a curated record
AUGGGUAGUCUAUGUGAAGACAGAGCAGCUCACUGCCGGGAGAGUACCGUCGACGCCUCGCGCUUCAUCUCCGGAACACAUGACGAGCAAAGAGCCUUUGCGGAUGAACUCGUCCAGUCGGUGCUGCGAUGUGGCUUUGUCAAAGUGAUCAACCAUGGGCUUUCUGACGAGCUCAUCGACGAGCUAUUCAUGUGGAAUGAACGGUUCUUUCAAUUGGAAGCAGAGCAGAAACUAGCCAUUGCCAACCCGGCGGGUCCAACUCCGCAGCGUGGAUGGAGCUGCGUGGGCGCUGAGAAGACAUCGCGGCUGUUCAGCCGGGGGGCCAGCUCGAUCGAUCUCACAGAUGCGCGGGAGCACUUUGACGCAGGGUCACCGCAUGAUAAGACCUUCGCGAAUCGCUGGCCGGGCAACACCCUGCCAGGCUUCCAGUCCUUUAUGGAGAACUUCUACAUCAAGUCCCACGAGGCUGCGUUGACCAUCAUGCGCAGCAUCGAGAUGGGGCUCGACCUCCCCCAGGGCUCUCUAGUCGACAAAUGCAGAGGUUCCUCCAGCGAGCUACGUCUCAACCACUACCCGACAAUCGAUAUAGAAGAGCUAGCCCGCAACAAAGUCAGCCGCAUCCAUCCCCACGCAGACCUGGGCGUGAUUACCUGCCUCUUUCAAGACGGCCAGGGCGGACUGGAGAUGGAGGAUCGCACGAGCCCUAACUCCUUCCUGCCCAUUGUCGCGGGAAAACGGUCGGAGAUGGUGGUUAACAUCAGCGAGACCUUCCAACUGUGGACGAACAAUGUGCUCCGCCCGGGCGUGCACCAGGUCACUAUUCCCCCAACCAUGAAGCAUCUCAGCUCGGGGAAGAUUGCCUCUCGUCGGUCCUGUGCCUUCUUCCUCAAGGCGGACCGGGAUGCCUCCGUUGCGCCUCUGCCGCAGUUUGUCACCGAGGAAAGGCCGGCGGCGUAUGGGGAGAUGACAGCUUUGCAGUAUCACCAGCAACGAUUGGCAACGGCCUACUAG